AUGAACGUUUGUGCGUUCUUGGGAGGUAAAACGACCGAACGCGAGAGUUUUUCAGCUCAAAGAAAUGCCCGACAAGGAGCAAAACAUCGAAAAAAAGAAGGUGAGUGUCAUUUUUUGGACCUUCGGAAAAAAUUUUUUCGAAAUCUACAUAAAAUUUGCUUGUUGAUAGUGGUCUGUUUGGUGUAGUGCAAAGCAGUUUCACAUAGUGCUGUGCUUUUAAAGAUGCAAAAGUCAGUUGCGCAGUUAACGUGCGGGUUUUUGUAACGCCAUGUUUAUUUUAUGUUAUUUUGCAGUCGGAUGGAAAAGCACCUUGGUUUUUUGGAAAGAAGAUGCCGUUUGUGUGGGAAAACUUUCUCUAAAAUCCAAACUGUCCAGAAUUGCGACAAAACAGCGUUUGGAAGGGAACUUUUGAACUUCUUUGGCGUAGAUAUUGGGCUGGACUCCAGAGAAAUCCAUCCACAGAAAGUGUGUUCGGCUUGCAGGAGAGUCGUUUAUCAUUUAAAUUCGGGUAACUUGGACCCCGAAACCUCUGAAGGGAGAAAGCAAGGAAUAAAACUGUUUCUGUGGAAGGAACACUCCUCAAACUGCUAUUGCCUGCAGAAACUCAAGGGAAGGCCUUCAAAGAAGGAAUUAUGCAACAAUGCAAACCAGUGCAAUUUUCGAUUACUGAAUUAA
Porites evermanni is the source of this 675-nucleotide messenger RNA. Lineage: Eukaryota; Metazoa; Cnidaria; Anthozoa; Scleractinia; Poritidae. The record is from the annotation of a GenBank genome assembly.